This is a messenger RNA of Oppia nitens, 1813 nucleotides long. RefSeq names its product lysosomal acid glucosylceramidase-like. NCBI's taxonomy places the organism in Eukaryota, Metazoa, Arthropoda, Arachnida, Sarcoptiformes, Oppiidae. The transcript has 5 exons. The coding region runs from base 53 to 1615 and encodes 520 amino acids. Gene Ontology annotation, molecular function: glucosylceramidase activity. Gene Ontology annotation, biological process: glucosylceramide catabolic process. The record is from RefSeq and is a predicted model, not a curated record.
CAAUUCAACAACUGUUCACUGAUUAGUUGUCAUUCAAUUUAUUUAAAAAACAAUGAAUUACUUAUUUAAUACAUUAUUAUCGUUAAGUUUGGCCACUUUGGUCUAUUCAAGAAAUCUAUGCCAUCCUCAAGAUUUCGGUAAGGGAUCGAUAGUGUGUGUCUGCAAUACGUCAUACUGUGAUGACUUGGAUCCGUUACAGAAGACACCGUCCGGUGUGAUCACACUGUUCGAGACCAGUCGUAAUGGCGACCGAUUUAAACAGACAAACCUCAAGUUUGGUGACCAUCACAGCGAACAUCCCACCAAAUCGCAGACCAUAACCAUCGAUAAGAAUAAGAAAGUUCAGAAAAUUGUCGGUUUCGGCGGUUCGUUCACCGACGCUACCGGUUAUAUGAUCUCCCAAUUGCCGCAAUCACUACAGGAACACGUAAUACGCGACUAUUUUUCGGCCAACGGUUUGGAGUAUAAUCUUAACCGACUGCCGAUCGGUGGCGCAGACUUUUCGCUCCGAGCCUACAGUUACGAUGACAACCAAAACGGCGACUUUGAUUUGAAACACUGGACUCUGACCGAUGAGGACAAGAAAUAUAAAAUCCCAUACAUGAAAUUAGCCAAACAGGUUAGUCCACACCAGCAAAAGUUUUUUGGUAGUCCGUGGUCUGCACCGGCCUGGAUGAAGACCAACAAUCAGAUCAAUCACGGAGGCUAUCUAAAGGGAAACCCAGGGGAACAGUAUUAUAAGACAUUUGCCAAAUAUUUUAUUAAAUUUUUGGACGCCUAUAAGGCUGAGGGAUUGCCGAUGUGGGGCAUCACUAUCGAGAACGAGCCGUCGGCCGGCAACCAACCCAACUAUGGCUUCAAUAGUAUGGGAUUUACUAAAGAAUUGCAACGAGAUUUCCUGAAAAAAGAUUUGGGACCAGCACUGGAUGCUGCCGGCUAUCAGGUGGGAGCAGACAAACUCAAUGUACUAAUAUUUGACGACCAACGGGACGUAAUACACGAAUGGGCCCAAACAAUAUUUCCUGAUAAGGAUGCGGCAAAAUAUACUACCGGUACAGCGUUUCACUGGUAUGCUAAUAGAAACGAAAAUUUAGGUAAUCUAGAAAAGGCCCAUAACGUGGAUCCAAGCAAAUUCAUAUUGAACACAGAGGCCAGCAAUGGUGCCGAUCCUAACAAGGGUGUCGAUCUGGGAAACUGGAAUAACCUGGAAAAUGAUGCACGAGAUAUUAUCACUGAUCUAAAUCAUUGGGUUGCGGGUUGGGUUCAAUGGAAUAUGGCUCUCAACCCUAAGGGCGGACCAAAUUGGGCUAACCUGGCGGCUGAUGCGCCCAUCAUUGUGGACCCGAGCAAACAAACCUACUAUAAGCAGCCAUCCUAUUACGGUUUGGGUCAUUUCACCAAGUUCAUUUUGCCCGAUUCGGUUCGUAUCGAUGCCCAACAGUCACUAACAUGGGAUCAGUUGCACACAACUGUCUUCCAGAGACCGGACGGCGGUUUAGUUGUUGUAGUGCUGAACACUAGCGACGAAUUGGUCGAGUUUAACAUCAGGGAUGGCUCACAAUUGCUCAGUCAUGUAAUCCGACCGCACAGUAUCCAGAGCUACCUUUACUACUAAUAAUAAGUUUUAAUAAUUUUUUUGUUGUUCAGUACAAACUACAUGUACUUUUGCACUGGUAAUUAAUAUUUAAAAUGCUUUAUAUUUUACAAUCUACACAUGUUUUAUGUAACAUAUAAUACACAGUAUGAUGACUUUUUAAAAAAAUAAAAGUAAAAACAAUAAUGUAAUAAAUUUUAUAUAUUUUAUCAUAUAGUU